Exophiala viscosa is the source of this 2832-nucleotide messenger RNA. RefSeq names its product SNF2 family N-terminal domain-containing protein. Gene Ontology annotation, cellular component: nucleus. Gene Ontology annotation, biological process: DNA repair. The record is from RefSeq and is a predicted model, not a curated record. NCBI's taxonomy places the organism in Eukaryota, Fungi, Ascomycota, Eurotiomycetes, Chaetothyriales, Herpotrichiellaceae. Gene Ontology annotation, molecular function: ATP-dependent chromatin remodeler activity; ATP binding. Bases 1 to 2832 code for a protein of 943 amino acids. The transcript has 4 exons.
AUGAAGAGAACCUGGGAUGCGUUUGGACAUGACGAACCCGAGUCUUCUGUUGCCCGUCGGAGCAUCGAAGGUCCCGGGAAUACCGAUGGGCUGUCAAUGCCUAGCGAUGAGAUACAAUCCUGGUCGGAGAUGCUGACUUCAGUGCUCGGCGUCAAAGACACAAGCUCUGACGACGACCAUGAGGCGUUUCCUGAGGGUCUUACUCAAAAAGGUGGUGUUUUGUCGAAUGUCGACUACGUCUCCGAGUCCACCCUGGAGCAGUCAGCAUUAGCCCACGUCGGACGACAAAUCGAAGCUUGGGCCGAGACAGCGGUUAGCUCACUUCAAUCUGAUCAGGAUAUCGGCCUUGAGCCUCCCUCCAAGACCAGUCAGAUGCCUCACUCGAUGACGGAGGACAUUCAGUGUUUCGGAAUGAUCCAUGGUUGCGAGACACGCCUUGUCAACAGUAUGCAAGACUUGAGUGUUCGUCUUGGUAGGAUGCCGUCUGAUGACCGAUGGGUCACCUUCCAUAUUUUGUUCGGGCAGACAAUCGUCCAUUUGGUCCUCGAAGGCUACAACGAGCAGCCAUUCGGUCAGGUCAGAGACGGUCUGUACAAUCCUCUAAGUGCCAUCUACAAGUUGACUGGAGUCAGUCCAAUUGCAUAUGUGCCCAAAGAAGACUGCUUGAGGGUCAUCAACCGGGCCAAGAAGCAGCGUGAUGCUGAAGUCAAUGUCGACAUUAACGUCUACGGACCUGCAAGUGCUUGCUCCGAGGUGGGCCGGAUUCUGUCGCUGGAAAGAUUAUAUCUUCAACAUCCAAGACAUAGACACGCUGGAUUCUCAUACCAAAAUCCACAUAUGCUGGCAUACAAUGACAUUCAGGUACCGGAACAGUCCGAUGACAGACUCAGUGAGGCGUCACAAAACGGUGCUGUCAGAAAUGUACAGCAGAUUAUUCUCGAUGUAUGCAGCGCGGAGACUCAAGAUCAUGACUACCAAGUCGACAUCGACGAUGUUCUUUCAAACACUCGACUGUUUCCCCACCAGGCAACAGCUGUGCAGUUCAUGAUAGAGAGAGAGCUGGGCCCGAUCCCAGAAGAUCGGAAGCUCUGGCAGUAUAAAGUGGAAGAAAACCGGGUCAGAUUCCAGCACGCUGUCACUGGAUCCUGGACGGCGGUUGCCCCGUCAGAGAUCGGAGGUGGAAUCAUUGCGGAUGAUAUGGGCAUGGGUAAGACACUCAACGUUUUGAGUGUGGUUGCGAAAACUCUCCCUGAAGCCCGAAACUGGGCGCAAACAGACAAGGAAGGUCCGGGUGACUUGGAAGGUCGCACAAUGCGUUCAAGGACAACUUUGGUGGUUGUUCCGUCGCUAUUGAUCAUGAAUGGGUGGCAGGAAGAGAUCGAAACAAAACUAAAUACCUCCCUCAACUAUUGCAGGUACCACGGACGAGGACGCAGGUUCCACCGACAGUCAAUACUCGAUACCGAUAUCAUAUUGACUACAUAUCACACUCUGGCCGCAGAGCGCAAAUCGAAGAAACAUCCUUUGAGAUCGAUCAAAUGGUUCAGAAUCGUUCUAGAUGAGGCCCACACAAUUCGGCGCCAGGCCACAGGACUCUACCACGCUGUCGUGGAGCUAGGGGCCCGUUACCGAUGGUGCCUCACAGGUACGCCAAUACAGAAUACGCUGGAUGAUCUGGGAGCUUUGCUCGCGUUCAUACGUGCAGAGCCUUUUCAUAAUAGCUCGGUUUUUCGCAGGUUUGUUGUGAUGCCAUUCUCACAUAACAAUGAGGAGGAUGUCAAUCAAGCUAAGGCCAAGCUUUCACUAUUGCUGAACUCGGUAUGCAUACGGCGCAGACGAGAACGACUGGAGCUUCCUCCGAUGAAGGACGAACGGCGCAACGUGCAACUCUCAGACCAAGAACGACGCCUCUACGAAAGGACUAAGGACUCCAUGUCGUACAUGCUUUCGCAUGGGCUGCGAGACAAGUAUUCCGGCACCCCUUUUGGUAAAUUUCAAAUUCAGCUCCAAUUACGUCGUCUAUGCAAUCAUGGCACUUUCCAAAGGCCAUUUGUCGGCCACAACGACGACAUACAAACUCAACGGGAAGAAAUACUCAGUUCUAUUGGCAAGGAUGGCGAGGUCGAGUGCUCAUCCUGCCACGAAAAGACCCUCAUGCUGGCGACGAACUGGGCUGCCGUUCGCCAGAAUCCUUCAUGCAAUCACAACUUUUGCGACGAGUGCCUCGCACAGCUGUCAGACCAGGGACAAGAAGCACUGAGGGCAUCUGUGUGUCCAUACUGCGCAAACCAAGAGUCUUCCACCCCAUAUUCUUCGAUCUUGAAGCGCGGAGCUUUCCCGCACCCAACACCCGGAUUUCUUACCAUGGGACAUUCUUCAAAAAUGGAGGCUCUUGUAAGGGAUGUUCAAGAGCGGAUCCAGGAGACCAAAAGCAUCGUUUUCUCCACGUGGACAAGGUCUCUGGAUCUAGUCGAACUCCACCUGAAGAAGGAGAGGAUACUCUUCACCAGAAUUGAUGGAGCUACCGAACCCAACAAGAGGCAAAAGAUUCUCAAUGAGUUUGCUAAAAGCAAGAAGGUCAGAGUCCUCCUGAUGACCACCGGGACUGGUGCAUAUGGCCUGAAUUUGACGGUUGCGAACCGAAUCUUCAUACUUGAGCCGCAGUGGAAUCCUAGCAUCGAGGACCAAGCAAUCGCCCGGGCACAAAGACUCCUUCAGGAGCAUAGCGUCCAUGUCAUCCGAUAUGUCGUCCGUGGUACAGUGGAAGAGGACAUCAAGAAGCAACAACAAUCGAAGAUUGAUGUUGCCGAAAUGGGAUUUCGUGGUCUCUAG